Molecule: messenger RNA, 1421 nt
Organism: Durusdinium trenchii
Lineage: Eukaryota; Dinophyceae; Suessiales; Symbiodiniaceae
Source: the annotation of a GenBank genome assembly
GUCGGACCUGCACAAUUUGCUGAAGCAACUGCCUUGGUUCUAUGUGGCCUUUAAGUAGCUCGAACUGCAUCAUGCCUUUCUCUGCAAGAUCGGCUCAAACCUGUUCAACACCCACAUUUACCGAAACCGAACUCUUUGGCAAGAUGCUUCGCAUCGCCUCUCUUGCUUUAGGAUUGGCCUUGUCCAGAGGUCAAGACGACUGCGCCCACGGUGAUGGAAAUGCUCUUCUCCAGUCAAGACGUGGAAAUUCAUCUCUGGCUUUGUUGUCUCCAGAGGAUCCUCCCAAUGAUUACUCUUUUGAAGAGUACAUGAAGCAGUUCCAGAAGUCCUACCCUGACAAGGAGGAGCUCCAGAAGCGCAAGCAGGCCUUUGAGACCUCUUUGAAAGAGGUGCGCGAACACAAUGCCGGGAAGUUCAGUUGGAAGCUGGGGAUCAAUGAAUUCUCUGACUACUUUCCGCAGGAGCUGAAAGCAAUGAGGGGAUUGAGGAAGGACCGCACCAAGACUGGGACAGAGGCCAUGAAGGAAAAGGACACGGCCAGCAAGGGCCCUGUCAUGAUCCCGGAUUCCUUUGACUGGCGUGAGAAGGGUGAGUACGUGACUCCAGCAAAGAACCAGGGCCACUGUGGCUCCUGUUGGGCUUUCGCGGCGACAGCUGUUAUCGAGAGCCAUGCUGCGAUCCGUACGGGUAUUUUGGCUGAAUUGGGACCGCAGAUGAUGGUCUCUUGCGCCCCAAAUCCUCGAGCAUGCGGUGGCACUGGCGGCUGUGAGGGUGCCACUGCACAGAUCGGCUUCGGCUUCGUCAUGAACAACGCCUUGACCUACGAAGAGACAGUGAGCUACUCAUCUUUCUGGGGGAGCUCUGGUGAGUGCACGGACACGAUGAAACUCCACUACCAACAUUAUCCCGUGGUUUCGGUUCAGAACUACGUCAGCAAUCCAACCAACCAGUUGGGUCCUCUGAUGGAAGCCUUGGUGACAGCAGGGCCACAGGCCAUUUCAGUAGAUGCAAGCGGCUGGAGCCCUUAUGUGAAUGGCAUUGCGGACUUUUGCCCCACGGACCGCAACAUCGAUAUUGACCACGCGGUGGUUCUCAUGGGCUAUGGUGAAGAGAAUGGCGUUAAGUACUGGACCAUCCGCAAUUCUUGGGGUACCUUGUGGGGCGAAGAUGGCUAUAUCCGCCUCAUUAGGCACGAAAAGGAGCAGACUCAUUGUGGGUAUGACAGGACGCCAAUGGAUGGAAGCGCCUGUGCAGAUGAGCAUGUCACCGAACAAUACGUUUGUGGCACCUGCGGAAUUCUUUUCGACACCUCCUAUCCAACAGGAGCCCAUUUUGUGGGCGUCGGCUCUGGAGACGUCAACCGCUAGGCUUCCCCAUUGUUUUCCAGACUUUCAAUCCGCACUGAUCCUACUUACUCGGAC